Hibiscus syriacus is the source of this 843-nucleotide messenger RNA. RefSeq names its product protein AE7-like 1. The record is from RefSeq and is a predicted model, not a curated record. Lineage: Eukaryota; Viridiplantae; Streptophyta; Magnoliopsida; Malvales; Malvaceae. The coding region runs from base 71 to 535 and encodes 154 amino acids. The transcript is spliced from 5 exons. Gene Ontology annotation, biological process: iron-sulfur cluster assembly.
CGAAAGCAUAGUACAAGAGACGUCUGUGAACCAAAGCCGUACAAACGAAGAAGAAGAAGAACCGGCGAAAAUGACUCUGGGCUUGAUCAAUGCAAACCCGGUGGUUCACGCCAAGAAAGAACGUGUCGCUCGUAAUGAAGGUCCUCACGGUGACGACGUCGUUGAUCCACUCGAAAUCUAUGAUUUUGUGAGAGAUAUUAGAGAUCCUGAACAUCCGUAUUCUUUAGAGCAGCUUAGUGUUCUGUCUGAGGAAUCAAUAACUGUUGAUGAGAAGCUGGGCCGAAUUCUGAUAACGUUCACUCCCACUAUCCAGCAUUGCAGCAUGGCGACAGUAAUCGGUCUGUGCCUAAGGGUUAAAUUAAAAGAAUGCUUUCCUCCACAAUUUAAGGUUGAUAUUAAAGUCGCCCCCGGAUCUCAUGCUGAUGAAGAAACAGUUAAUAAGUUGUUGAACGAUAAAGAAAGAGUUGCUGCUGCCUUGGAGAAUCCUAACCUUCACCAACUUGUGGACGAGUGCCUUUACUCCAAAGAACUUUGAAAACAAGUGUGCUCAGCUGUUUUAAAGCGUAUUGUACAGGUUAAACAUCAGCCACCUCUAAAUACAGUAAGAAAUAACAUAGUUGCAGCGUAAUUCUCAUUUGCAGAAUGUAUAUGCCUUAUGCGUGUCGUCGUCGUUGCGUUUUGCAGAAGAGUAUAUCUAGGAUAUCGCUAUGGUUUUUUUUAUUAUGAUUAUUGUAUUUUUUUUGGCGUUCUUUCAUAUGGCAAUUUGUGACGAUGAAAGCAUGAGAAACUUUGUUUUUUUUUUGUAUGAUGGAAUUCAGACGCAGGGGCAUGUUAAUGGUUGUU